Raphanus sativus (radish) is the source of this 1656-nucleotide messenger RNA. Its product is annotated as zinc finger protein CONSTANS-LIKE 10. Gene Ontology annotation, molecular function: protein binding; zinc ion binding. The record is from RefSeq and is a predicted model, not a curated record. Bases 247 to 1344 code for a protein of 365 amino acids. Lineage: Eukaryota; Viridiplantae; Streptophyta; Magnoliopsida; Brassicales; Brassicaceae. The transcript is spliced from 5 exons.
CAACUCACCCAUUUGUCUAUCUAUCCAUCCAUCCCAUCUCUCUCUUUACUCUUUUUCACACGCAGACCAAAAACAUCUCUUCUCUUCCCUUCGGAAGCUUAUUCGUUUUACAAACAUUGUUGUUUCUGCUUCUGAAGAUACUAGAGACAGUCUCUUAUAAUACUGAAAGGAGCUUGCUUUCUCCACAGUGACGGUUGAGCCAAAAACAACAGAUUGGUUCAGUUUUUUUUUUUUUUUUUACAAAAAAUGGGUUACAUGUGUGACUUCUGCGGUGAACAAAGAUCAAUGGUUCACUGCCGCUCUGACGCAGCGUGUCUGUGCCUUUCCUGCGACCGUAACGUUCAUUCCGCCAAUGCUUUAUCAAAACGUCACUCGAGGACUUUGAUAUGCGAGCGUUGCAACGCACAGCCGGCCUCUGUUCGGUGCAGCGACGAGAGGGUUUCUCUCUGUCAGAACUGUGACUGGUUAGGCCACAACACGGGAGCUAAUUCGCAUCAUAAGAAGCAAACCAUCAACUGCUACUCUGGCUGCCCUUCUAGUGAGGAGCUUGCGUCGAUAUGGUCUUUCUGUUUGGAUUUGGAUUUCUCUGAAGGUGGUGGACGGUCUGCUUGUGAGCAAGGGAUGGGUUUGAUGACUAUAGAUGAAGGCACAGGAGAGAAGAGAACAGGUGUACAAGAUGGUAAUGUUGAUCAGCCUGGAACUAGCUCUGCUGCACAAGGUGUGGACCGUUCUAGUGUUCCGGAAAGUUCCACAUUGGCUAAGGGUGUUGGAGUGUCUGAAGAUGACUUUUGUGGCAAUCUCAUAAUGGAUGAAAUGGACUUGGCUUUUGAGAAGUAUGAUGAGCUCUUUGGUACUGCUUACAACUCUUCAAAAGAUCUCUUUGAACAUGGUGGACUUGAAAGUCUUUUCGAGAAACAUGAGGGAAAGAUAAUGCAGCAGCAGCCAGCAGAAAGCAAUGCUGCAUCUGGAGAUUCGUUCAUGACUUGUAGAACCGAGCCGAUCAUUUGUUUCUCAUCGCAGCCAGCUCAUUCGAAUAUAUCCUUCUCUGGUGCCACGGGAGAAGCUAAUGAUAUUCAAGAUUGUGGAGUGUCAUCAUCGAUGCAGCAGGUUUCGAGAGAGCCACCACCGUGGUGCCCUCCAACAGCACAGGAGAUCAGUGCAACAACACGUAACAACGCUGUUAUACGUUAUAAAGAAAAGAAGAAGGCUCGCAAGUUUGACAAGCGAGUGAGGUAUGUCUCUAGGAAAGAAAGAGCUGAUGUGAGACGGCGUGUGAAGGGACGGUUCGUCAAGUCGGGUGAAGCUUAUGAUUACGACCCUCUGAGCCCAACAAGAAGCUACUGAGGUUGCCACAAAGUGGAGAUAUUAGAUAAAGAGAUGUAACUAGAGAGCAGUUUCAGGAUUGGCCUCAAGCUCAUUCUUGCUUUGGAGGGCUCAUGCGUCUGCCUGCCUCUUUUUGCAUAAAAGUUGUGUCAUUGUUUCUUAAGCAAUAUGACUAGACAAUGAAGCUUCUCAGCAGACUUGAGGGGCAGGAUCCUUAAAAUUUUGUUCUAUUUGUAGCCAAGGCAAGACCAUGAAUGAAUGAAUGUAUAUUUCUUAUUGUUUGUGUGUAAAAUCUGCAUUUGUUUUUCUUAUCUGUAUGCACUAUUUUAUCCA